AUGGAGAGCGCCCGCCCGCGGCUGCUGCCCGUCCUGGGCGCCGCCCUGCUGCUGCUGCUGCUGCUGCUGCCUCGGCCCGGCGCCCGAGCCCAGGAGGACGCCGAGCUCCAGCCCCGAGCCCUGGACCUCUACUCGCCGGUGGACGACGCCUCCCACGAGAAGGAGCUGCCAAGGCUCAACUUCGGGCUCCCGGGCGUGCGCGCGCGGGGUGUGUUGCAGAUUGAAGCGCUGCAGGAAGUCUUGAAGAAGCUCAAGAGUAAACGCAUUCCCAUCUAUGAGAAGAAGUACGGCCAGGUCCCCAUGUGCGAUGCGGGAGAGCAGUGCGCAGUGCGAAAAGGAGCGAGGAUCGGCAAGCUGUGUGACUGCCCGCGAGGAACCUCCUGCAAUUCCUUCCUGUUGAAGUGCUUGUGAAUGUGAAGAGCCGGCUGGUGGCCUCCUGACAUUCCCCACCCCUCUCUACUUUCCCCAGAGGACCACACCUUUGUCCCUGGAG
This is a messenger RNA of Dipodomys ordii (Ord's kangaroo rat), 493 nucleotides long. RefSeq names its product CART prepropeptide (gene Cartpt). Lineage: Eukaryota; Metazoa; Chordata; Mammalia; Rodentia; Heteromyidae. The transcript is spliced from 3 exons. The coding region runs from base 1 to 411 and encodes 136 amino acids. Gene Ontology annotation, biological process: negative regulation of appetite; cellular response to starvation; adult feeding behavior. The record is from RefSeq and is a predicted model, not a curated record. Gene Ontology annotation, molecular function: neuropeptide hormone activity.